This is a messenger RNA of Fusarium oxysporum Fo47, 516 nucleotides long. RefSeq lists its product as uncharacterized. The transcript has 3 exons. Lineage: Eukaryota; Fungi; Ascomycota; Sordariomycetes; Hypocreales; Nectriaceae. The coding region runs from base 1 to 516 and encodes 171 amino acids. The record is from RefSeq and is a predicted model, not a curated record.
AUGCUCGCUAAAAAUGGGGGCGACGAGAAGUUUACUCGGGGGUUCAAUGGAGAGGUGCAAUGGAAUUUCGGUUUCAGGAGUGAGAUCUGGUGCACGCCUCUUUUGUCGUGGCACAAGACGCACAGCGGGGAUAUAGCGAGAUACUACGAACUAGAAAAGAGCUGGGACUUCAAGAGGCCCAUGCUCCACGGCAACUUCUUCGAAAGGAUGAUUGCUCCAGUUUUCGACCGCAGACGCGAAUGGUGGGACAACCUGUCCAGCCUCUUCGAUAUUACUUCUGCCAACGCGAAUUUGCCUCUGGCUCCGCAGUCCAAGUACAAUCGCAGCUUGUGUAUCAACGCCUGGAAGUCUGUGGAUGCGUGCGAAGCAGCUUGUGAGUCCUGGGACGAGUGUAUGCAAUGGAGUUAUUACGAUGACUUAUGCCGUAUGGACGACAAGCUGAUUAUGGGGUCUGGGUUUGCACCUCGCAUGUUUCAGAGAAAGGCGAGACUCAUAAUUACGAGUGGUUGGUUGUAG